Molecule: messenger RNA, 2144 nt
Organism: Homalodisca vitripennis (glassy-winged sharpshooter)
Lineage: Eukaryota; Metazoa; Arthropoda; Insecta; Hemiptera; Cicadellidae
Gene: Dcps
Product: m7GpppX diphosphatase
Exons: 6
Coding region: 24-1019 (331 amino acids)
Biological process (GO): deadenylation-dependent decapping of nuclear-transcribed mRNA
Cellular component (GO): nucleus; P-body
Molecular function (GO): hydrolase activity; RNA 7-methylguanosine cap binding
Source: RefSeq, a predicted model, not a curated record
CCAGCUUUUGCUUACUAACGACAAUGGCGGGAGUGGACUCGAGGGAAAAAGGGAAAGUUGAUGCUACGGAAACGAGCGUGAGUGCUCAAAGUGAUAUUAACAAUUUGUCUAAGUUUGUUAUCAAGAGAAUUUUAAAUAACAAUGCUCAGCGUAAGACCAUUUUUGUUGAAGGUCAUUUUCACGAUAAAGAUGGAAAAGCAGUUUUGUUGUUAGAGAAACAAGCAUUUGAUGAAAAAUUUCUAUCUUCCUUAAGUAAUCAAUCUGAACUUAGAAACUAUUUUGUGAAUGAUGUUUAUGGAAAUUACGAAUGCUAUCCAGAUCCACAAUUCAAUGGUUUGAAAACAACUCUAAUUUUCCCAGCAACUGACAAACACGUGCAGAAAUUUGAGUAUCAGCCACAUCACAUAAUUGAAGAGACCAAAGAGCUGUAUAAGACUGUAACAUUACCCCACUUGUCACAAGAACAGUUCAGCCUACAGUGGGUGUACAAUAUACUGGAACACAAAGUCGAAGUGGACCGAAUAGUUGUUGAAGAUGAAGACCCAAACUUAGGUUUUGUUUUGUUGCCAGACCUGAAAUGGGAUGGAAAGCAGAUUGAUACUCUCUAUUUGUUAGCAAUAGUUCGUCCCCGAGGAAUACGAAGCAUUCGAGAUCUGACUGCAGAACACCUUCCUCUCUUGUACAACGUCAGAGACAAAGUUAUAAAAUCAAUAGAAGAGAAAUACACCAUUCCUCAGUCUCAGCUGAGAAUUUAUUUCCACUAUCAGCCAUCGUUCUAUCACCUACACAUACACUUCACCUAUUUGCCUUAUGAAGCUCCAGGUAUUCUGACGGAGAAAGCUCAUCUACUGAGUACAGUAAUCAACAACAUCCAGUUGAGAUCUGAUUACUAUCAAGAAGCCACACUGCCUUUUGCUGUUAAAGAAUCCGACAACUUGUUUUCAUCUUAUGAGAAGAAAGGUCUUGUGAAAAGAAUACCACCUAAAGAAGCCGAUGGAGCAGCCACAAGUAAUAAUUGAGAUUCGUCCCCGUUUGCAUAUUUGCCACAUGUAUUAUCAUGUGAAAGAAAACAAAAAUGAAAAAGGAGACCAACAACCGUACUGUCUAGAAGCUCAGUCUUCAUCAAUCACAAUGAAAUGUGAUCUUUGGGAACAUACUUUUGUGUUUGAUAGUGUUAAAAUUAAACCCACAACUAUUAAGGGACUGGUGCAAGAUGAAGGGAAUGUGAUCACAUGUAGACUUCAGAUUCUAGCUGCAAUAGAUGAGAGCAAGGAAGAAACAACUGCAAAGUUUGUUCCCAGCGUUGUAAAAGAUAGUCCGACCCAGAUUUCCUGUAAACAUUGUCAUUCUGAUUUGUUAAAAGAAGAAACCCGUUUUACUAGAAUUUUACCCUUGCCAACGUCAGAUUUUGAUCCAGGAGACCUAUUUUGUCAUACUCAUAGUCACGAAGAUUUGGAAAGCAAGCAUUGUUUAUAUCCUAGACAGUAUGAUUUUCUUUAUAACAAUUUUUCCUUCAGAAUUCACGGAGACGUGUUGUGCGGCUCUAAAACAAUGUGCGAGAGCAAUGCUGUUUAUUGCAGGGGAUGUGAACUCCGUGUAGGUUCAAAGGAUAGAAACUCCGUCAAAAUUUGGAAUUUUGCCGUGGAUUUUGGCCCUGAUAAUUCUCUGGUAACUCCUGAAGGAGAUUUUGUUUUGUUGGUAAAAAGUUGUGUUCAUGACUCUGUAAGUGCAAUGUGCAAGAUACUAAUCACCUGCCAGCCAGCUUCGGGUGAUAAAGAAUAUUUACUUCUUUGGGUGAUGGACAGAAGUUUAACUUUGUUUGUGAGUUGUGAUGGUUCUAAUAAGUUAAUAAAGAAAAAUGUAAUUAAAUUGCUAUACUCUCAUGAAAAAAGUGAUUCAAAAGUAGUUUGUGAAUGGAAGAAAAAUGUCAACACUAAUACUUUUGAAAUUCCUGAGGUUAUGUUCACAGAAGGAUUGGAUUACUUGAAGAGAUGUAAUAUGUUGUUUCCUAUAUCAUUCAGGCAAGCUAACAACAUGAACGUUGGCUACUUAGGCAUUUAGUAAUAGUUGUUUUAUAGAGUAAUAAUACUUUUUUGUAAACAUUAUACAUUCAUAAUAUAAAGAAUAAAGUGCUGUUUUAGAUA